UACACACACUCACUCUCUGUCUCCUACUCGUGUGGAGCGCGUGUGCGUGGAGCAGCCGAGCACCAUGGAAGAAGCGUCAAAGCAGGAAGAGGAGCACAGGCUGUCAGCGUUUGGUACGUCGGAGCCGGAGAGUCAGAGGCGCACGCCGCAGAAGAAGAGCAAGCGUUGUAAAAUCAUCUCUGGGGUUAUCUUUCUCUGCUUACUCAUCCUCAUCCUUGCACUAGUUUUGGCUUACCAACCUCCCAAAGACAGUGAUGGUGGGCACUGGCUGCAGCUGGAUGUCUCUGUGGCAAGUCAACAGCCACAGUGUCCGCCAAGUUUCUCUAGGUCGCCGCUCAUCCUGGUGUCCUUGGACGGUUUCCGGGCAGAGUAUCUAAAAGAUCAUGGCAGCCACCUACCCGUCAUCAGCAAGUUACGAGCCUUGGGUACAACCACAUCGCAUAUGAGGCCAGUGUAUCCGACAAAGACAUUCCCAAACCACUACUCUAUUGCCACCGGCCUUUACCCAGAGUCCCAUGGGAUCAUUGACAACAAGAUGUACGACGUAACCCAGAAUGCAUUCUUCUCCUUGAAAAGUGAGGAGAAAUUCAGCCCAAAAUGGUACCAAGGGGAGCCUGUCUGGAUCACUGCUAUGCGUCACAAAUUAAAAACUGGAGCCUUCUUCUGGCCCGGAUCAGAUGUCGCCAUCAAUGGCAGAUUCCCAGAUUUCUACGAAGUGUAUAAUAGAAGCACCACCUUUGAGGCCAGAGUGUCGACGCUGUUUGAGUGGCUGGAUUUACCACAAGGAAAACGACCUGACUUUUACACUUUGUACCUGGAGGAGCCUGACACAUCAGGACAUUACUACGGACCAGGAAGCAGCCAAGUCGUCGAGGCCCUGAAGAACGUGGACCGGCUUAUGGGGAUGAUCAUGGAUGGUCUGAAGGACAGGAACUUGCUCCACUGCGUCAACCUCAUCAUCGUAUCGGAUCACGGCAUGGAAGAAGCAACAUGUGAAAGGGCAGCGUUUGUGUCUACCUACCAGAACAACACUGACGACUUCACCGUCAUCCAAGGCCCGGCCGCUCGUAUCAGACCCAGCCGCCUGCCAGACGAUUUCUUUUCCUUCGACUACGAGGGCCUGGUGAAGAACUUGUCGUGCAGGACUCCCGAUCAGCCAGCGAGGGCGUACCUUAAAGAGAACCUCCCCAAACGCUUUCAUUUUGCAAACAACGUGAGAAUAGAGAGAGGACACCUGUAUAUGAAAGAAGGCUGGCAGGCAGCUCUAAACGGCAAGGAAAUCAAGUACUGUACGGGCGGUUUCCAUGGCUCCGAUAACCUUUUCACCAACAUGCAGGCAAUCUUCAUCAGUCACGGUCCAGGAUUUAAAAGCAACACCUUUGUACCUCCUUUUGAGAACAUUGAAUUAUAUAACCUCAUGUGUGAUCUUCUCGGCAUCCCUCCCUCUCCAAACAACGGUACACACGGGAGUCUGAACCACCUCCUCAAGAAUCCUGUCCACUUCCCUGUUCACCCCGCGCAGCUCUCCCACGAAACCCCCUGCGAGGCCAGUGCCUCCCACCCCGCUGUCGACCUAAAUUGCACGUGCAAGCCACUCGGAGAAGGAGAAAGGGGUGAAGACACAAACCCACCAAUUAUGAUUCCAAAUGCCACUGUCAAAUCGAACUUACGUCGCCUCCACCAUCCUUUCGGCGUCCCCAGCGUUGUGCAGCCGGACGCAACCUUUUGUCUGCUUCACCAGUCGAACUACAUCACAGGCUACAGCCACGACCGUCACAUUGCUCUCUGGGUGUCGUAUACCAUCCCGAAUGUGGCCGCAGCGGAGCCCCUGAACCCAUCUCCGGAGGCGUGUAUUCGCGCCGACGUCCGCAUACCACCAGCCACCAGCCAGAUGUGCGGCAACGACAACAGCCGCGGCCUGCUGCAUCCCCCCAACUUGAGUGUCAAAGAAGUUGGGACAAACUCACGCAUCACAAGCAACAUGGCGCCAAUGUUCCCCGCAUUUAAAGACGUUUGGAACUAUUUCCAUGGUGUCCUGCUUCCAAGGUAUUCAGAGCAGCUGAAUGGAGUCAACGUUAUGAGUGGUCCAAUAUUUGAUGAAGAUUAUAAUGGAAAAGUUGACGCCUUCAAGACCCUUGCACCAAAUGAAGCCCCCAUGCCGACGCAUUUUUUCGUGAUCCUGACCAGUUGUAAGAAUUCCACUUUUGGUCCUGCGAACUGCGAGGGUCCUCUCAGAGUCAGGUCCUUUAUCCUGCCACACAGAGCUGACUACACUGAGAGCUGCCCUACCGGCUCAGAUUUAACGUGGACGCAGGACUGGAUGCAGCUGCACACAGCCCGCGUCCGCGACGUGGAACUGCUGACUGGACUGAGCUUCUACCACGACAGGUUGUCAGUGGACGAGACGCUACAGCUCAAGACCUUUUUACAUAAUGUUUAAACUCCAACUGUAGAUCGAAUGAAAAAAGCCAUUUUGGUCCAUAAUGCAAUUGGUCCGCUCGCACUAGGUGCCUCAUUUCUUUAAAUAAUCAGGUAGAAUUAUCCAAAUGUCCAGGCUUAGGUUUUUUUUUUUUUUUUUUUUUUUUUUAAUGGCACUUAAAGGAUUGUUGUACAUACUGAAUGCCAUACAUUGGUUGUAGAUUUUGUUAAUGAUCAUGUCAUUAAAAGACCUUUAUUUGCUUUUGGAGGCCAGACCCCGAGAUGGACUGACACCAAUCAAAAGAAUUCUGCUGAAAUGGGUGUCCAAAGUUUGGAAGGAAUCCUGCCCAAAGCUGGGACGUUACAAGUGCAUCUCAUUGAAUUAGAAUGUCAUUGAAAAAUUCACUUACUUCAGUUCAGUAGUUUAAUUUAAAAAACAGAAGUCAUAUAUUAUACAGAUUCAUUGAACAUUGAACUUUCUAGAAGGCCAAUUCUUAUGUAAUUUCUAUGUUUAAAAUUAUGUUGAUUGUUUCUUGAAUAAAAAUCUAAUUUCUUGA
This is a messenger RNA of Phyllopteryx taeniolatus (common seadragon), 2975 nucleotides long. It is a transcript of the gene enpp1, whose product is annotated as ectonucleotide pyrophosphatase/phosphodiesterase 1. The transcript has 23 exons. Lineage: Eukaryota; Metazoa; Chordata; Actinopteri; Syngnathiformes; Syngnathidae. Bases 65 to 2440 code for a protein of 791 amino acids. Gene Ontology annotation, cellular component: cell surface. Gene Ontology annotation, molecular function: metal ion binding; dinucleotide phosphatase activity; phosphodiesterase I activity. Gene Ontology annotation, biological process: regulation of bone mineralization; inorganic diphosphate transport; negative regulation of fat cell differentiation. The record is from RefSeq and is a predicted model, not a curated record.